AUGAAACGGGCGCCUGCAGGCAAAAAGGGCGUGGCCCUCGCAAAGCGCUCUCAGGCGCGGCUGGAUGCGCUGGAUCACCUGCCUGAGAAUGCGACGAUUGAGGAGAUCAAAGAGGCAUCCGUCAACGUUUCGCUCGCCGAGCUGGAGGAGAGAGUUGCAGAUGUGCGCGACUCGUGGGAGACGGACUCGCUGUUUGAGGAUGCGCUGGAGGAACUGACGGAAGAGAGUGGAGUGUAUUCUGGGAGGCCAGAUACCUGCACGCCUGAAGAGGCCUGCAGACUGCGUCGUGAACUGCGCGACCAGGGACCGGCGGUCUUCUGCCAGCGCACAGUCGACGCUGGUCGCUACAGCGCCAAAAAGCUGCUCAGCGCCUUUGGCAUCCGGCCACCUGCGUUUCUGGACGGCCAGCCGGACGAGGCCUACUUCAGCCUUCUCUCGCUGGCCAUUACGCGUGAACUGUCCAAGAGGGCCAAGCUGACGCGCUACAACUCCGUUCCGGACGCCGUGGAGCUCAUCAGAAAGUGCAACAACAUCGUCGUCAUCACCGGCGCCGGCAUUUCCACGUCUCUGGGCAUCCCGGACUUUCGAUCGGCGGGCACAGGUCUGUACUCGAAGCUGGAGCACCUGGGCCUCAACGACCCCCAGGAGGUCUUUGACAUUGAGACGUUCAAGCAAGAUCCAACUAUUUUCUACUCGGUUGCCAAGGACAUCAUCCCCUCAACCGAUCGAUAUACGCCCACCCACAAGUUCUUGGCCAUGCUUCACGAGCGCGGCAAACUGCUUACCAACUACUCUCAGAACAUCGACAACCUAGAGGUCAAGGCCGGCCUGCCCAAGGAGAAGCUGAUCCAGUGCCAUGGCUCAUUCGGAACUGCAAGCUGUGUCCAGUGUCACUACCAGAUUCCAGGCGAGAAGAUCUUCCCGGAUAUCAGAGCGGGCAAGAUUCCCAAGUGCACGCGAUGCCUCUCAACACUCAAGGCGUCUGGCGCUGCGCCCAAGCGAAAGCGAUCUGCUGGCGCCGAGAAGAAGAGACGACGCUGGACCGACAACGAUAGCUCAGACGACACGUCGGAAUACGACAUUCCCACCACAGGCGUCAUGAAGCCCGACAUCACCUUCUUUGGCGAGGCCCUGCCUGACGAGUUUUCGCGCCGCCUCACGGAGAACGACCGCGACAAGGUGGACCUGGUCAUUGUCAUUGGCACUUCGCUCAAGGUUACGCCAGUGUCGGAGAUUGUCAGCUUCCUGCCGCCGCAUAUCCCGCAGAUUUACGUUUCUCGCCAGGCCGUCAGCCACAUCAACUUUGACAUUGACCUGCUGGGCGACUGCGACGUCGUCGUGGCGGAGCUCUGCCGACAGCUCGACUGGCCGCUUGUCCACGAGAUGGUGCCCGUGGAUCAGAAGAUUAGUGUGCGCACCGAGGACGGCUAUGCAAGCCGCCAUGUCUUUACCUCCAACAAGGCUGCUGAGAAUAGCUCUGCCAAGGCUGAAAAAGAACCCAAAGACGCCAAAAAUGGCAGAGACGUCAAGAAUGCGAGGAGUGGCAGAGGUAGCAGGAGCCCCAAGGUGACCAAUGGCACCACCAAGAACGCCUAA
Messenger RNA from Trichoderma gamsii, 1596 nucleotides. RefSeq names its product NAD-dependent histone deacetylase SIR2. The transcript has 2 exons. Gene Ontology annotation, molecular function: NAD+ binding. NCBI's taxonomy places the organism in Eukaryota, Fungi, Ascomycota, Sordariomycetes, Hypocreales, Hypocreaceae. Bases 1 to 1596 code for a protein of 531 amino acids. The record is from RefSeq and is a predicted model, not a curated record.